This is a messenger RNA of Vitis vinifera (wine grape), 1080 nucleotides long. Its product is annotated as transcription factor ILR3. The coding region runs from base 64 to 792 and encodes 242 amino acids. Gene Ontology annotation, biological process: intracellular iron ion homeostasis; regulation of DNA-templated transcription. The transcript is spliced from 5 exons. Lineage: Eukaryota; Viridiplantae; Streptophyta; Magnoliopsida; Vitales; Vitaceae. The record is from RefSeq and is a predicted model, not a curated record. Gene Ontology annotation, molecular function: protein dimerization activity; DNA-binding transcription factor activity.
AAAAAACCCAAAUUCAUUUCUCUUCUCACCACCGACUUUAAUUUCGCCGGAGAAAACUCCGGUAUGGUAUCUCCAGAAGAAGAUCCAAAUUGGAUCUUCGACUACGGCUUGAUCGACGACGUUCCUGUCCCCUCCCUCCAAGCAACCUUUAAUUGGCCUUCUCAUGAUUUCACUGCUUCCGCCGCCCUCGGACUCAUGUGUUUUCUUAUCAUUUUUCUCAGUGUGGAAUUUGAUGACUCACCUGUGAAUUUGGAUGAUGUGAAGGAAAAUCACUCCCGGAAAAGGAUGAGGUCUGGACUGUGCAGCGCAUCUGGCUCCAAAGCAUGUCGGGAGAAAGUACGGAGGGAUAGGCUGAAUGACAGGUUCCUAGAAUUGGGUUCUAUCCUGGAGCCUGGAAGACCCCCUAAAAUGGACAAGGCUGUUAUAUUAAGUGAUGCUCUUAGAAUGAUGACUCAGCUGCGUAGUGAAGGACAGAAGCUGAAGAAAUCAUGUGAGGAUCUGCAAGAGAAGAUCAAUGAAUUGAAGGCUGAGAAGAAUGAGCUUCGUGAUGAGAAGCAGAGGCUGAAGACAGAGAAAGAGAACAUUGUGCAGCAAAUAAAAGCUCUGAGUUCCCAAGCAGGCUUCCUGCCACACCCUUCUGCAAUCCCAGCUCCAUUUGCCGCUCCAGGCCAAGUUGUUGGCAGCAAGCUGAUGCCUUUCAUUGGCUACCCUGGAGUUUCCAUGUGGCAGUUCAUGCCACCUGCUGCCGUUGAUACUUCACAGGAUCAUGUUCUCCGGCCCCCAGUUGCUUAAAUUUGAAGGCGUUAACUGUGGAUCUUCCUUCCCUGUGCGUAUGGCAUGAUUCUAUGAUCUGGGUUUUCUUCUGGCUCUUGAAGACCCCAAGACUCAAUUAGGUGACUGACUGAUAUUGUUGGGAAAUUUAGUUCGGAUAUUGUUGCUAUUACCUGUAAUUUUUCAUUAGCCAAAUCUGGCAAUAUAUGUUCCCAAUUUUGUCUAGUCGAACUGUUGAUUUUUGUAACUGUUUUAGAACAAUGUUUACGUUCAUCGGAAUACAAAAAGAUCAGAAGACAUCCUUGAGAA